ACAAAAACCAACCACUUUCAUGUGGUAUUGGACAGAAAGGAGGACUUUUUUUCUCCUCCAUUUGAAAAUUCGGACGUUAUCAGUACCACUGUAUGAUUCCAAUCAAAGCAAGUCAUCAGAAUCAGGAAAAAAAUCAAUAUUGAGAACUUUCCUGUUGACGCCCAAUCAUGGUGAGACGCUGUGGGCUGCUCACUAACAACAGGGAGCCAGUUCCUUUAAAGGGCAUUGAAGUAGCGCUGGAGGUGAAGGACCACGUGGCCACAGUAGUGUCCACUCUGCACUAUGAUAACAAGGAGGACAAAGCCAUAGAAGCUGUUUUUGUCUUCCCUCUGCCCGGAGAUGCUGCUGUCUGCCAUUUCAGCGCUAAGGUCGGACAGACUGAGAUUGUGGCCGAGGUGAAGGAGAAACAGGAGGCCCGCGAGGAGUACGACGACGCUUUGAGCUCAGGGCAGCAGGCCUUCCUCCUGGAGGAGAGUGAGCAGAGCUCGGAUAUCUUCUCUCUCAGUGUGGGCAGUCUUCCUCCAGGAGAGAGCGCCUCCAUCAGGCUGGAGUACAUCAUUGAGUUGGCUGUACAGGCGGAUGACGCGCUGAGGUUUUGUUUGCCUGCGGUGCUCAACCCUCGCUACCAACCUCAGGGGAGUGAAGGUGGCGGCGUCCAGAUGACCUCUGUCCCCGCCUCUCAGGUGCCCUACAGUCUGUCUUUCUCUGCUCGGGUGUCCUCUCCUCGUCAGGUCUCCAAAAUCGACUCCAACUGUUCCUUGGAGCCUCUGCAGUACCUCAACGCGGAGCAAAGCCAGGCUGUUGUGAAACUGGCUGCAGGACACAAGUUUGACAGGGAUGUUGAGCUGUUGAUUUACUACCAGGACGCCCACCAGCCGGCUGCUGUGGUGGAGGCAGGUCAGGUGUCUGCCAAGCCUGGCACACUGAUGGGAGAUGCGGUCGUGAUGCUGAGUGUGUACCCGGAGUUCCCUCAGGCAGUGAUGUCUUCACUGGCCUCAAGUGGAGAAUUUGUGUUCUUACUAGAUCGAUCUGAAAGUAUGAGUGGGACUCGCAUCAGCAGCGCCAGGGACACUCUUCUGCUGCUUCUGAAGAGCUUACCAAUGGGCUGCUACUUCAACAUCUACAGUUUUGGAUCUAGCUUUGAACACAUCUUCCCUACGAGUGUGGAAUACAGUGAGAAGACCAUGGAAGAGGCUCUGAAGAAAGUAAAGGAGAUGCAAGCUAACCUGAGAGGAACAGCGAUCCUUCAGCCGCUCAAACACAUUUACAACCAACCCUGCAUUCCCAGUCAACCAAGACAACUUUUUGUCUUCACUGAUGGCAAGGUGGGGAACACUAAAGAGGUUACCAGCCUGGUAAAGAAGAAUUCCACCUCUCACAGGUGUUUCUCUUUUGGGAUCGGCGAAGGUGCCAGCACUGCUCUCAUCAAUGGAAUGGCUAAGGAGGGAGGAGGUCACGCUCAGUUCAUAACAGGAGCCGACCGGAUGCAACCAAAAGUGAUGCAAACACUACGGUUUGCUCUGCAACCAGCAGUGGAGGACAUCUCGGUCACAUGGGAUCUGCCACAGGGAGUAACUGCUAUUGUCCUGUCCCCGCCUCUCACAGCUAUUUUCCAGGGUCAGAGGUCACUCAUCUAUGCUCAGCUCACAGGACAGAGUUCAGAGGCUAAAGACUGUUUUGUAACUGUCAAGUACAACCUGGCGGGCCAUCCAACCCAGAAUCAGAUUCCCUUCACUCUCCAACCCACAGAGGAAACUGGUUUAACAAUUCACAGGCUGAGCGCCCGGACCGUGAUUCGCUCUUUGGAGACAGAGAAGAACAACUACGAUUUAAUGCCCUUCAUGGAAAGGGAAGACAAAAAAGAGGAAGAAGAUGGAGUUAAGCAGAAAGUGGUGGAGCUGAGUGUCCAAUCAGGAGUUAGCAGUAGCCAUACUGCCUUCAUCGCUGUCCAUAAGGGGGAAAGCAGCACCACUCAAGGACCUUUACUGCAUCAAAUCAUUCCAGUUCCCUCAUUUCGUAACAUGCCGCUGAGGAUGUACAGGAUGAGUAUGCCUAUCUCUCCACCCAAUGCAUGUAGCAUGCCGCGGAGGAUGUUUAGUUUUUCGUCAUCCCUUGGAGAUUGUGAUUCCAUGCGGAAGAGAAUGGUAAAUGCAGGCCAAAAACAUUUUGAAGAACAAAAUUUUGAUUUACUUAAAAUGGGGAUGCGAAGCUCUAAGAAGAAAUCUGCACCAAGCACGAGGAAUUCUGCGGAUUCUUGUGUUGAAAAAACUUUAGCCAGCUCGUCGCCUACAGACCCUUUGCUGCAGUUGGUUUCCCUCCAGAAGGCGUCGGGCAGCUGGGAGCUCAAACCCACUCUGGCUGCUGUGCUAGGAAAGACCAGCAAGGAGGUGGAGAAGCUGAAGCCUGCAUCGGCGAAUGAGAACGUGUGGGCCACCAUUCUGGCUCUGGUCUGGCUUCAUGGCUUCAAGUCAGAUGCUGAGGUCGAAUGGAAGCUUCUGGCUAGGAAGGCUGCGUCAUGGCUCCUUUCUCUGAAUGCACCUUCUGUGACCGACUGUGUUGUGGCUGCAAACACUCUGUUGGGCUGCAACGUACAAAAAGAUACGCUGGGCCUGUGAGGUGUCCAAUACAAAGAAACUUUGUCAACAUUGCACUAUUUUCAUCCAAUCUGCUUUUCUUGUCGGCAUUCCUCUUCGAUAAGUUGCUCAUGGGUCAAUGUCAUGUUUUCUUACACUAAUCAACUAAAAGUGGCAAACCUGAAACCUAUAGAACCAUAAACAACAUUGUAGGGAGUGCAUACAGCUACACAAAGGCCAUACACACAACUGAUUGUGUUGUCUUGAGGGAUUUUAUGCUAAAACUUUGAUUCUAAAUCCAGUCCCUUUAUUAUUCUAAUAUUUCAUUCUCAAAUAAUUACUAAACAUCACAAUAAAGAUUUUAAGUGGAAUAUUUCAUUUUUUGUGAGUUGAGAUGUGUGUUUUUCAGCAGUGUAUCUUGGCAAUAACCGCUUUAGUCUCAAAUGAGUGCCGAGUUAAAAAACAUAGGUAUUAACAUCUGCGGCUGUGGUUAACCUGCUGAUGUGUUUUUUAUUGGCUUGUAUAACAUUCAUGUGGGGUUAAUUUUUAAAAAAUACGAGCAUAGUGUUGUCUAUAAUGCACUCAUCUGUUUUGUAUUUAUACUGCAGUUUGCAUCCUACUGUUAUCACAAUAUUGGUUCUGUUGCGACUAUGUUGUGCAAUGUACUGUGUAGAGAAACGGCCAUGUGGUCGAAGAAAGCUACGUGCUCCUUCCCACAUUCUCAUGCACUGCUAAUCCUUAUUAAAGUUUUAAAAAAUGACGUUAUAGAGAAUAUGUUUUUAAAUUUCAGAAAUAACAGCCGCUCUCCAAAUAUCAUCUGUUUCCAUUUAGCGCCCUGUCCUCCUUGUACUUUUGGUAAAUAAAUGCCCAGGCUUUAAUUGGAACAUUCAAUUGGUGCUACUUGCUAUUAA
Messenger RNA from Entelurus aequoreus (snake pipefish), 3484 nucleotides. RefSeq names its product von Willebrand factor A domain-containing protein 5A-like. The coding region runs from base 168 to 2615 and encodes 815 amino acids. Lineage: Eukaryota; Metazoa; Chordata; Actinopteri; Syngnathiformes; Syngnathidae. The transcript has 21 exons. The record is from RefSeq and is a predicted model, not a curated record.